AUGAACGGCGCGCAUAGCGCUCUUAAGUGGGGCUUCAAGGAACUUGUAUCAGACGCUCCCUUGACAAGGUUUCAAUCAAUGGUUUCGGAGCGUAUGCCGCUCAAGCUCACACAAGGGCACACUGGGCUGCAAACGCUUUCACCAGGAGAUCACUUAUUGUAUUUUAACCCACAGAGGGAGACACUGGAUGUUGACGGAUACUUCAAAUACCAGACCCCAGCCGCUCUUCUGCAUCGUCCGUUAGCAUUCAAGAGACGCAUGUGGGCACUGGGUGCCAUGUCUUUCAAGAAUCCAUUACGCAUUGGUCACAGCUACGAGUGCAUAGAAACAAUUAAGUUUGUAAAAAAGAUCAGACAAGACUACUACGUUGGGAUAAAUCGUCAAAUUUUUGAGCCUAGUUCAAACGUUUCUUUCGUCGAUGAGUUUCGCACGCUUGUUUAUACCGAUAGUGCACCAGCACCAAUCAGCCCCGCCGCAGCGCAUAUGCAGAACCCAGUUUCGAGUGUGCGCUUGACAUUUUAUGAGUCGGAUGUUUUUAGGUACAGUUCCUUGACAUUCAACCCACAUAGGGUUCACUGGGAUCACAAAUACUGUACUGAAGUUGAGGGAUAUUCAAGCCCCAUCGUCCAAGGGCCCUUUAUUGUUCAUGCCCUGCUGAAGUACGCCCAAUGCCUAGGAGUGCGCGUUGGCGCAGUCAAGUAUAAAAAUUCACAAUACCUAAGUUCCGGUAGUACUGUCGAGAUGUGCAUCGCUGCUCCAGUGGAAGGAAGAUGUGAAGCCCACGUUCGUGACCCGCAAGCUCCAAAUAUCAUAUUCUGUAAAGCGUCACUAACGCUAGCCUAG
This is a messenger RNA of Lachancea thermotolerans CBS 6340, 843 nucleotides long. RefSeq names its product hydroxyacyl-thioester dehydratase HTD2 (gene HTD2). Gene Ontology annotation, molecular function: (3R)-hydroxyacyl-[acyl-carrier-protein] dehydratase activity. The record is from RefSeq and is a predicted model, not a curated record. The coding region runs from base 1 to 843 and encodes 280 amino acids. Gene Ontology annotation, cellular component: mitochondrion. Lineage: Eukaryota; Fungi; Ascomycota; Saccharomycetes; Saccharomycetales; Saccharomycetaceae. The transcript has a single exon.